Salarias fasciatus (jewelled blenny) is the source of this 5724-nucleotide messenger RNA. It is a transcript of the gene zcchc24, whose product is annotated as zinc finger, CCHC domain containing 24. Gene Ontology annotation, molecular function: nucleic acid binding; zinc ion binding. The coding region runs from base 260 to 1006 and encodes 248 amino acids. Lineage: Eukaryota; Metazoa; Chordata; Actinopteri; Blenniiformes; Blenniidae. The record is from RefSeq and is a predicted model, not a curated record. The transcript is spliced from 4 exons.
CUGCAAUAAAGGCAGAUAGCGGACCAUGGGGAGCAGGGGAAAACUUUUUAUACAGACAUAUCAGCACAAUGACUUCUGAGUAACAUCCAGCAGGGACGAGGCUCCCGGCGUGAGGAGGACAGGGUGCGUAACGGGGACGAAAAAAGGAGCACUUGCCAUCUGCCGGGCUGCGGGGACGAAAAGCAAGACGGCAGAAGAGUUUGCGAGCAGUCCCAACAAUCAGCGGUGGAAAAUCCAGUUUAGCCACUUGAAUUGAAAGAUGAGCUUGUUGUCUGCCAUCGACACGAGUGCCUCAGUGUACCAGCCUGCGCAGCUCCUCAACUGGGUCUAUCUCUCCUUGCAAGACCCCCAUCAGACCAGCGCCUUUGACGCGUUCAGACCCGAACCCAACUCUUCCCACCCGGAUCUCAGUUUCAGCAAGACUCCCGCAGCGGCGGACCUGAGCUCUUCCCUCAACUCCAACUAUCUCAACAACUUCUUUCAGCUGCAGCGCAAUGAGGUGAAAGAGGGCACGCGACAUACAAAUGCCUUAAACAACAACGUGUAUAAGAAUGUAUCACCCUACGGCUCCCUGAACAACAUCGUGGAUGGACUCAACUCCCUGACGGACCACUUCUCAGACCUUUCCCUCUCCUCAGAGCCAAGAAAGCCAAACAAGAGACCACCUCCCAACUAUUUGUGCCACCUGUGCUUCAACAAGGGCCACUACAUCAAAGAUUGUCCUCAGGCCAGACCCAAAGGGGAAGGACUGACGCCCUACCAAGGAAAGAAGAGAUGCUUUGGAGAGUACAAGUGCCCCAAGUGUAAGAGGAAGUGGAUGAGUGGCAACUCCUGGGCCAACAUGGGACAAGAAUGUAUCAAAUGCCACAUUAACGUCUAUCCACACAAACAGCGGCCGCUGGAGAAGCCGGACGGCUUGGACGUGUCCGACCAGAGUAAGGAGCACCCGCAACACCUGUGUGAGAAAUGUAAAGUCCUGGGCUACUACUGCCGCCGUGUGCAAUAACCACCUUCAUUUAGAGGCAGAGAAGAUCUUUGGUCCCGACUCCUUUCGCUCAUCAAGGCUUUCCUCCCCUGCCCAGUUGGCGUCCAGGUUUCCCCUCCGCUUCGCCCCGCACACAGCGCCUUUCCCCCCCCGCGUCUCGGGAAAACCUCCAACACACACUGUGAUCCUCCCUUCUUUUUCUGAUGCCUUCCCGCUCCACCACAGCAAUCAAGCCUGGUCCCCGUGCUCCGGCGCAGAUGUUAGUCAUUGUUUUUGUUUUGCUAGUGACAGUAUUGAAGAUCGCGUCCAAGAAUGAGAGGAACACAUUUGCUCUGGAUCGGCCCGUCUCUUCCAGUGCUCUUAAACUCUAAAAAAAAAAAUCUACCAAAAGUAGUUACUUUUUUUCUUUUUUUUUUAAAUGCUUUGUUUAUCCGUAGCCACACAACCCAAUUACUCCAACUCAGUGUUCAACAAAUUAUUCUAAAGAUGAAUUAGCACCAGGCAUGUAUUUCAUUGGUGUCGCUGACAAUAUCGGUCUGGAUAGAUUACCUCACCUCGGGGUUCCACGGUUUUGUGUUUACAGAGAUCUGCUUUCCAUUUCCCUGCCAAGUGAAGUGUGUCGUGAUGUGAUGAACCAGGGCCUCUCACGACAGUAUAAUGUAUAUGAGGCCUUCGACGUCUUGCCGUGUUUGGGUCAACAGCACAUCUUAUUAACUGUGAAUUAACUGAGGGAUAAUGUGCCAUACAUCCCGAGCUUACAUUUGGCCUAUUUAUUUACUUGUUGUCUAGUGUGCAAUCUGAAUUUUAACUGGGACAUAAAGAAAUAUUUGUUUUGUUUUGUUUUUUUGUAUGUUUGUAUACCACAUUAUGUGCAACUGCUUCCACCUGUCUUUAGAAACUACUGUAGGUUCGGCUGCGUAGAGUUGCUCCACGGCUAGAUUUAGUGCAUCGCUCGCAGAUAAGGUUUCAUUCACCCUCCCUCAAGUAUUUUUCGCUGCCACGUAAAUUCUCCAGUUAUCUGUCGUGCUAGAUACAUAUAGAUGCAAGAUAAAACAACUGUGUUGCCCUAAUUCCAGAUGGAAAAUGAGGACCGGUGAAAACCAGAAAUUCCAGCGAGGUUUUGCAUGUCCACGUAGUUUCUCCUCCGUGUUUAAUGAACAUCUUUGCACAAUUUGAUUAGUGUUAGUAAAUGUGAUUUUGAAGGUUAAACUGCUCACAUAAAAGCCUUAGAUUAAAUUUUAACCACAGAAGGGGGGAGAUGUUGAAGAGAUCGGAGUUAAACUUUUAGUGCCAAAGGAUGCCUGGCAGCCUUGAAGUAGCCAGUGAGGAAAAAUGGAAACUUUUACACCCUUCAGAAACAAUGAUGUCCAACGGCUAAUUGUUGUAUGAGUGUUCAGAUGGAGGAGAAAGGAGAUUACUUUUUUUUUUAAGAAGGGCUGAUUUGAGAUGUGGUGUUUCUAAAGAUUCAUGGUUAAAUUGAAAGUGACAAUGAAUUGUUUACACUUGUAUUUGUUUAUAACGGGGCCGACAACCAUUUAUCGUGUCUACAACGGGGGGAGAAAAAAAAAGCAUCCAUCAUGUUUACAUGAACCACUGUGCAGAUUUGAAGCAUUACAGGGGAAAUUCAUCCGGUCUUGAGUCACAGAAACCUGCCUUUUCGAGAACCCUGUAUUGUGAAGUAUUUUUAUAUGUACUGUAUUUCUAUCCUUAUAAAAGCUGGUUCAUUAUAUUUUAUACUGUAACAUAAUAUAUGUGCCUUAUAAAGAUUUCAAGUAUCAUUACUCAGAGGCCGUGAGAAAUUUUACAAAUACCUGUGGGAACGGGCUGAACGGUGGAGCAGUACAUGUGCAUGCGGUGAUGCAAAAAGGAAGUCUGACGUACGUUCAAGAAGUGACAAAGGGAGACGUAAAUGAUAAAGCUCCUCCAUUAGCGGUUGAAACUGGCAGGGUGGGUGUUCGCUCCAACGCAGCGAGCCGAGCUGGAGGCAUGGGCUGAACCAGCACUUCCAGCUGGCAAUAACAAAUCCUACUGUGGUCUGUUGUCAUGGAAUAUCAACAAAGAUGUUAGUUCUUAGUCGAUCCUCACAACAGAACCGAGUCGCCUACAAAACUGUGGACCUCACGCUUUGUUUUUUCUAUCUGUUGUAGCUGUGUUUAUCCAAGGAACCGUGGGUUUUGUCAAAAAAUAUACAUGGUUACUUGCUUUAGUGGGAGUGGAUGAUAAUGGUACAUUACAGUGUUGGGAGAAUUUGAACUAAAUUCCAUCUGUUGGAGUUAAACUGGACACUCCGGUGAUUUCGUACCGCAGCUCCGUACACUCCGGAGUCCUGCCGGAGUGAGGCUGAUACAUCCUCACCUUCAGUCCAAAACAAGUUCAAAAAUGAACUUCCCACCAACUCAGGUCAAAGAGGGCAUAUUUAAAGGAUGUGUUUGGACUCUUCUCAGUCGGGCUGCAGCAGUCCGCUCUGGUAAGUGUAUUAGAUGCAGUAGAUGGGGUUAGCAGGUCCUCAGUUUGGAGAAGCAUGCAGCUGCGGCUACAACAAAACACGGUUUCACUACCAGAAACAAUGCCAGUUCGGAUUAAGUAGUUAUCAAUACAAGAAUGGCUAUAUCGACAGACUGUCAUGGAUUCACUUGCUUUUUUUGAUUUGGAAUUGCACUUGGGAUUCUUACUCUUCCACUGCCUUAAGCAGUCGAUAUGAUUAACGUAUGACUAACAUCAUUGAGACGUGCUUUGGACUGUCAAUAGUUUUGUCUGCCUUCACCCAGAGUAAACUGGGACUGGCUCCAGGAGGUAUGAAAGGUCGGUCAUGAAGUAAAAUAACAUUAUUUAGGAAAGCAGCAACUCUUGCGCUCUGGAAGUCCAAACGAUCUAACGCCACAUUAAAACAUUGUCCAGUUUCUUCUGUGCCAGUCAGUACAUCUGCUUGCUUCUGAAAAGCGACAACCUUCAUCCACUAUAUGCAGCAACCCAUUCUCAGAUAAUCGGAAUUUUUACAGAGUAAUCGUUUCUCAAAGCCCGACCUGAGUGAGCAACUGCGACGAAGCUCCUCCAAAACUCCAGGUCAACAAUUAGUGGACUGCCUCUUCAAUUUAAUCAAAGUUGGAGAUUCAGUGUGAAUAAAAAAAAAAAAAAACCUUUUCUUUUUUUUUUUUAAAAGCCCGGCACUGUUGGGAACAAACCAUUUUCAGAUAGUUGUGAUGGAACGUAACAGGUAUUUCCCGAACCUGUUGGCUGCAGUGACAGGAACAGACACCCAUGCCUUAUCGACUCGCCUUUAUCGGGAUUCACGGAGAUCUGGUAGAGUAGAAAUUAAAUGUAGGUAUUGAGAAAUAAUCCUGUCAGAGUUUGAUUCCGCCCUCAGAGGAGGCCAUUUUAAAUGGCAAAUGAAGAGCCAAUGGAAGCAGCUGAUGCAUUAAAAAAAAAGAAAGAAAUCUCUGCUUUCAGACAUAGCGUCUUGAAUUGCAUAUACUUGACUUUUCUAGUACCUUUUCAUUUCAAAAAUUGUUAUUUUCUAUGAAUGAGAUGUGUAUUUUGGAACACGUAAUAGAUGUUGAAAAUUGUAAAGCAAUCUGCAAAAGCUCCAGAGUUAUUUCCCUAACAAAGAUAGAUUGUUUUCUGUAUAUAUUUGAUGGCCAUCAUUUUCAAUGAUAGUAGCUCUUUUGAAAUGUUAAGCAAUAUUGAAGCUUUUUGUGUGAAGAAGGGCCUAUUGCUGAGAAAUAAUCAAAGCUGGGAGUUAUUUUUUCUUUAUGUUUUACAGUAAUCUGAAGGGUUAUCCUGCAGAAAUAUUUAUGGAAAGACUUUUUACAACACUUUUUGUAUAGAAUAUGCAAACAAAGUUACACUAAGGAGGAAAUAUUGAUGUCUGCAUAGAUUAUUAUUAAAAAAAAAAAAGCUGGUACAUAAUUAAUACCUUCUCAGUUAUAAGCCAUUGUAUUGUUGUGUUUUAUGAUGAUAUCAGUGUUGAAUAAUCCUGUUAUUCAGAUGCUAUGUGACUAAUUAUGAGCUGCCAUUUACAUCCAUACAGCCACGUGUAUUCAAUGUGUAAACCGUAUUAUGAAGAUAUUUUGUGUUAACAUGCAAAGAUCCUUUUUUUUUUUUCUAAAUUAGUGACGGAUACUUACCACUGUAUAAGCACAUUAAACUGUGAGAUGUAGUUUGCUUUAAGCAGCGAUGAUAAGAAACUAUUAUAAAAUGUGUUUUAUUCGUAGUGUAGGGAGUGUAUACUCUUGUCAAAAAAGUGUGUGUGACAAAGAACUGAUUUAGAGUUUGCAUGUGCAUGAGUUUCUUUUUGUUUUCUUUUUUUUUUUUUGUGGAAAGAACCGUAUAACUUUUGUGCAAUGUAUACUUAUUUAAAUACUUUACAGUAGUUUGCUCCAGUACAUAUUGUUUUUAACAUUAGCAGCAACUUCUGAUUGUUAGUCGUCCUGAAGUAUUUCAUUUUACUGCAAAUGUAGCCCGGGCAGAAAAUACAUAUUUACUGCAUGAAAUGUGUUAACACUUUUGUGGUCAAGUUGGAAAGUCAUGUUUGUAUUCUUUACUGUCUGUAUCACUUGAGAUGUUUGUUAUGCAGUAUUGCAAUAAUGUAAUAUUUGAAUUGGACAGAAGGCAGGCGUGAGGUCGGGAAGACAAUGCUUUUGGGGAAACGAGGACGGCCACAGGCCCCGAGGGUCGACCGCAGGUCUGUUUUUCAUGUCCAUGAAACGGCAUUCCAAAAUGUGCCUUAUUUGUUAGUUGGG